UCAGAGAAGCCCCAGCCUCCCACCCGCGCACAACUCCUCUCCUCUCUGCACCAGAAAGGAGCAAUCUCAUCUCUCCUUGUCUUUUAUGUCCUCGCUCACUCUCUGUCAGUUAGUGUGUGUACUCAGAAUGAGGUUAGCAGCACCAGCAGCAGCAGUAGAUAGAGACAGCAGAGGCACAGUUACUGCAGCAGCCAGGAGAGGCUGUCCUUCAGCUGUGCACCAUCUACUGCUGCAUUCACCCCUGCCCUGAGAACACAACGCUCAUUCCUGUGCUCUAUCUCUCUGUUUCUUCCUGCUCCUUCUCUCACCUCUCCGAAUUCAUUUCUGGAAUUCGACACCCUCUCUUUCUCUGUAGCAGUGAUGGGGAGGACCACCACGUAGAGACCAAGAGGCAACAAAGGCAAAAGCAGAAGAGCAGUAAUGGGAAGCCACACAUGGAGCGGGUCUGGACUGCAGCCGUGGUGAGCCUGAGAGCUACAGGACCUGAGACCAUCAUCAUUGCCCUCCUCAGGACCUAACCACUUGGGCUGUCCAGCACCUGGAUGCUCCCCAUUUGUGAUUUGCCAUCCCCUUUCCUUCCCCUGUACCGUUGCUCUCUUUCCGGGACUUUAGUUUUCUUUUUUUUAGUGUCAUUUUUUGUCUGUUGAAAUUUGAAACAGAGGCAACACAUCCUUGGAUUUUUUUUUUUCUUUUUGUAAUAAUCUUUGUUCCUGAAGAAUUACUUGCAUUUUCUUCUUUUAUUUUAGUCAUUGUUGCCUGCUUGAAAUUAUUUUUAGAUUUUUUUUUAAAUCAGACUGAGCUCUGUUGUGCAAUUUUUCUUCAAUAAGCAAUAACAAACACUAAUCCAACUGACUUGAAAGCUGACACCAUGGGGGACAUGUCCAAUAGCGAUUUUUAUGCCAAGAACCAAAGAAAUGAGGGCAACCAUGCGGCUGGCUUUGGCUGCUCUGUUAUGGAGCUGCGAUCGUUGAUGGAGCUUCGUGGCACAGAGGCAGUGGUCAAGCUUCAAGAGGACUAUGGGGCAGUGGAAGGACUGUGCAAGCGAUUGAAAACCUCACCCACUGAAGGUCUUGCAGGUGUUCAAACGGAUCUGGACAAAAGAAGAGAACUAUUUGGUAAAAACCUGAUACCUCCAAAAAAGCCAAAAACAUUUCUACAGCUGGUAUGGGAAGCACUGCAGGAUGUCACCCUCAUCAUCCUGGAGGUCGCUGCUCUAAUAUCCCUGGGCCUCUCCUUUUACCACCCUCCUGGGCAGACCGGUGGAGAUGCAUGCGGUGCAGCAGCCGGUGGAGUGGAGGAUGAGGGUGAGGCAGAUGCAGGCUGGAUCGAAGGCGCUGCCAUCCUCUUGUCUGUAGUGUGUGUAGUUCUGGUGACGGCCUUCAACGACUGGUCGAAGGAGAAGCAGUUCCGUGGACUGCAGAGCCGCAUCGAGCAGGAGCAGAAGUUUCAGGUGGUCCGUGGAAGCCAGGUCAUACAGCUGCCGGUUUCUGACAUUGUAGUUGGGGACAUUGCACAGAUUAAAUACGGUGAUCUGCUUCCUGCUGAUGGAGUGCUGAUCCAGGGCAAUGACUUAAAAAUUGAUGAGUCAUCGCUGACUGGAGAAUCCGAUCACGUCAAGAAGUCCGCGGACAAGGACCCCAUGUUGUUAUCUGGGACCCAUGUUAUGGAGGGGUCAGGACGUAUGGUGGUGACUGCAGUCGGUGUCAACUCACAGACUGGGAUCAUCUUUACCCUUCUUGGGGCUGGUGUUGAGGAAGAGGAGAAGAAAGAGAAGAAAGGAGAGGCAGUGGAAGAUGGACAUCAGAACACAGACUGCUCCCAUCCCCCAAACCACCCCAUUGCAACUAUAGCCACGGAUGGGGCUGCAGGCAUUAAUGCCUCUGGCACUGCCAGCCUAAUUAAUGGUAAAAUGCAAGAUGGCAAUAUGGAGAGCAACCAGAUUAAAGUGAAGAAGCCGGAUGGAGCAGCUGCCAUGGAAAUGCAACCUCUGAAGAGUGCUGAAGGAGGGGAGGCCGACGAGAAGGAGCGGAAAAAGGUGUCAGCUCCAAAGAAAGAGAAGUCUGUACUCCAGGGGAAGCUGACCAAACUAGCUGUCCAGAUCGGCAAAGCAGGUUUGCUCAUGUCAGCCAUUACUGUAAUCAUCUUGGUCCUGUAUUUUGCCAUCAACAACUUUGUGUUGGAAAAGCGUCCUUGGAUGACAGAGUGUACUCCGAUCUACAUCCAGUACUUUGUGAAGUUUUUCAUCAUUGGUGUGACUGUGUUGGUGGUGGCUGUUCCAGAGGGCCUCCCACUGGCUGUGACCAUAUCCUUGGCCUACUCAGUCAAGAAAAUGAUGAAAGACAACAACCUUGUGCGUCACCUGGAUGCUUGUGAAACAAUGGGCAAUGCAACUGCCAUCUGCUCCGACAAGACAGGCACGCUAACCACCAACCGCAUGACAGCCGUGCAGUGUUAUGUAGGAGAUGUGCACUACAAAGAAAUUCCAGACCCUGGUGUAAUCCCACCCAAAUCCCUGGAUAUACUGAUCAAUGCCAUUUCUAUCAACAGCGCCUAUACAACAAAGAUACUGCCCCCAGAUAAGGAAGGUGGUCUACCCAAGCAAGUUGGAAACAAGACAGAAUGCGGACUCUUGGGAUUGGUCCUGGACCUGAAACGGGACUACCAGCCAAUAAGAAACCAGAUCCCAGAGGAGAAGCUUUAUAAAGUCUACACCUUCAACUCUGUCAGAAAAUCAAUGAGCACUGUAAUCAAACUUCCUGAAGGGAGCUUCCGAAUGUACAGCAAGGGAGCCUCUGAAAUUAUUCUCAAGAAAUGCAGUCACAUUCUGAAUGAAGUUGGUGAGCCCAGAGUUUUCCGGCCUAGAGACAAGGAUGAGAUGGUGAAGAAGGUGAUUGAGCCCAUGGCCUGUGACGGUCUAAGGACCAUCUGUGUGGCGUACCGUGACUUUGCCAGUGAUCCUGAGCCCAAAUGGGAUGAUGAGAACAACAUCCUCACUGACCUUACAGCCAUCUGCAUUGUGGGAAUCGAGGAUCCUGUCAGACCAGAGGUUCCCGAUGCUAUUCAGAAGUGUCAGCGUGCAGGCAUCACUGUACGCAUGGUGACAGGUGACAACAUUAACACGGCCAGAGCCAUAGCCAUCAAGUGUGGGAUCAUCCAUCCAGGAGAGGAUUUCCUCUGCAUUGAUGGCAAAGAGUUCAACCGGAGGAUCCGUAAUGAGAAAGGCGAGGUGGAACAGGAGCGUAUUGACAAGGUGUGGCCUAAACUCCGAGUCCUGGCCAGAUCAUCCCCAACAGAUAAACACACACUCGUCAAAGGAAUUAUUGACAGCACUAUGGCAGAUCAGAGGCAGGUGGUUGCUGUGACAGGAGAUGGCACCAACGAUGGACCUGCCUUGAAGAAAGCUGAUGUCGGGUUUGCAAUGGGUAUCGCUGGUACAGAUGUGGCUAAAGAAGCUUCAGACAUUAUUCUCACUGAUGACAACUUCAGCAGCAUCGUCAAGGCAGUGAUGUGGGGCAGGAAUGUGUAUGACAGCAUUUCCAAGUUUCUUCAGUUCCAACUCACUGUCAAUGUUGUGGCUGUCAUUGUUGCUUUCACUGGAGCCUGCAUCACACAGGACUCCCCACUUAAAGCAGUGCAGAUGUUGUGGGUUAACCUGAUUAUGGAUACUUUUGCAUCUCUGGCCUUGGCGACGGAGCCCCCCACAGAGGCCCUGCUGAGGAGAAAACCUUAUGGUCGCAAUAAGCCUCUUAUCUCCAGCACAAUGACCAAGAAUAUCCUGGGACAUGCCGUCUAUCAGCUCAUUCUCAUCUUUACACUCCUAUUUGCUGGUGAGAAAAUCUUUGACAUCGACAGUGGUCGUAACGCUCCUCUCCAUUCUCCUCCAUCCGAGCACUACACCAUCAUAUUCAACACGUUUGUAAUGAUGCAGCUGUUUAAUGAGAUAAAUGCUCGGAAAAUACACGGAGAGAGGAAUGUCUUUGAGGGAAUCUUCAGAAACCCAAUUUUCUGCUCCAUCGUUUUUGGCACAUUUGCUAUACAGAUUGUGAUUGUGCAGUUUGGAGGAAAGCCAUUCAGCUGCCAACCUCUGAGCCUGGAAAAGUGGUUGUGGUGUGUUUUUCUGGGGCUGGGAGAACUGGUCUGGGGACAGGUGAUUGCCACCAUACCCAACAGCCACCUGCGUUUCCUGCGUCGAGCGGGCCAGUUGACUCACAAAGAUGAGCUACCAGAGGAAGACGUAAAUGAAGAGAAUGAGGAGAUUGACCAUGCAGAGAGGGAGUUACGGAGAGGUCAAAUACUUUGGUUCAGAGGUUUAAACCGCAUCCAGACUCAGAUUCGAGUUGUGAAUGCAUUCCGUAGCUCCCUCUAUGAAGGCCUGGAAAAACCCGACUCCAGAACAUCCAUACACAACUUCAUGACACACCCUGAGUUUAGGAUAGACGACUCCACGCCUAGCAUCCCCCUCAUCGACGACACAGAUGAUGAUUCGGCCCGGAGGAGGACGAAGUUCUCCAGCCAGCCUUCGUCUCCUAACAAGAACAACAACGCCAUUGACAGUGGCAUCAACCUUACCAUCGACAUCAGUAAAUCUGCCGCCUCCUCCAGCCCCGCCAGCCCUCUCCACAGCCUGGAGACCAGCCUCUAACCCCCGUCCAGAACGCCGCAGUGACCGCUCACAUUGUUCCCUCAUGGCCCGGGAGCACCUCGUCCAGCUCUCCCACACCAUAAUUUGUUACUUCUCCCACUACUUGCGACAUGGCCACUCAGAUCUCGCCUUCCCCUCCACCCAGCGCACCAUGUUUCACCACCGACACAGAUCUGGUCCAUCUCCCUCUUGUAAGCUAAAGCCAAUAAUGCUCUCGCAUCCGUUCAACAUCGAGCGAAUCUUUGUGAAAUGACAAGGAUCAAAAGAAAAACACAAUCCAAAAAGCUCCGCAAAGCUACAUGACCUACACAGCCAUCCUGCUUUUGUGGUUGCAUGUGUAUGGUGGCAGCCUUGAUGGUGUGUAUGACACUAUGCUUGUACCGGUUAGCAUGUACUGUAUAAACGUGCAGCUGACUGCACGUUGCGUAUGAACUGUGUCCACAGUGAUACCUGGAGGAGGACGAGGAGGAGGGAGACUGCCGAGGAGUGCAGAGUGCAAACAGACUUUAUACUCUCCUUAAACUCCUUCUCUUCAAUAAUAACAUUGUUAACAGAGAUACAGUAAUAGUUUAAAUUAAAUUAAAAACCGUUGUUAUUAUUCUGAGUCUGAUUAUUCUUGUUAUUAUUCUUAUUGAUCCUGCAUGAAUGUACAUUACCCAAGUUUUAUUUAAAAAGGGUUUUAAUUUUAUUGGAGUUGUUUGGUUCUGAUGGGCUGAGCAAACACAGCGGACUAUACAUGUAAAGAAAGCUUCUCUGAGUCCUCCCUCCAUCCUCUGUGUGGCAUGAACAUGUACCGGACUCUGAAAUAAUUUUUUAAAAAAUGACAUCCAUAAGCAGAAAUGUGUAUCGAGGUGGUAGGGCUGAAAUUGCACAGUAGUUUUGCACCUGAUGAAAAAGAGAAAUGCAAAAUAAUAAUAAUGAUGAUGAUAGUAUUUAUGGGAUAUAUUCUAUACAUAUAAAUUCAUAAAAUCUAUUUAGAGAGAGUUUAUCUUUGUUUGUUGGCAUGUUGCCUUGUUUCCGCUUCAAUGGCUUAAAUUACUUUGACUUAUUUAUGUCUUAAACAGAAUGUAAUUGUUUACAACCUCGUAGAGAUGAAUUUCCUGGUUUCUUAGAGGAGGCGAGCUCAGAAUUUUGUUGCUGUGUUAUUACGGGAAAAACCAUGUGCUGAAACUUGCCUGCUAUAUUGUCAAAUAAUGUAGAUAUUUUUAGAGAAUAAACAACGAGAAGAAACCAAAAUAUAAUGGGAUGCAUAGUACAGUACAUGUGGAAUCUUAGUAUUACUCUUUAUGAUUGUUGGGAUCAAAUAAGAGCGGCUUGCCUUUGGUUUUUCCUAACGAAGGCCUCCUUUUUAUGACAGAGGAGGAUUUUUGAUUUGAUUAGAUUUUUUUUUCAUUAUUAAUUUUGGUUUAUUUUUGCUUUGCUUUAAUGCUGACCUGGAGUCAGUGCUUGUGUAAAAGGUUGAUAUCAGGACCUUUUUAUUUAACUGUUGUCUAGGUAAACCUGCUUGUUCAAAGGACUUGAUGUUUUAAAGAUGUAUGUGACCAUCAAAAGGCUGCAAUCCAGUCAUUUUUAGAAAUUUGUUUCAAACUUGCAAUAUAUAUUGUGCUGAUAUUUUCUAAUUUAUUUUAGAUUUUUUUUUUUUAAGUUUCUUUUCAUCUAGACACAAGCAGCCCCUAAAUCCUGUUGGCAUUUUUAACAUCUAAAGAAAAAGGAAAAACUGACAAAAAAACAAAACAAAAUUAAUAACAAAAAUGGAAUGUUGCUUUGACUCUUUUUCUAUAUAUAUAUACAUAAAAAAGAUUUCCUGCACUAUCUGGUUAUGAAUGAAAACUUCUGUGGUGUAACUCUAGAUGUGCUUUUGUGUGUUUUAACCAAGCUUGUCUUCCUGCCGUCACAGAAUAUACAGUACUCUUAGCAUCUCAACUGUACUCACUAGUUGUAAACUAUUUAUCGUACUUUGACCAAUCAGACAUUAUCAGAAGUCGCAUAGAGAAGGCACAUUUAUCCAUUUUUUUGCACUCAGAAGGACAAGGCCACUUAACUAGCCUCUAGUAUUAUUACUCUACCUAACCGAAGUCAGUGGCAAGCAUGAUGUCAUAAAGUAGGCUCAUUAUGCAACUUGAAGAACUUUUUUUUUUCGUUUUAAACAUAAAUUAAAAACUAUUCUGUAGACGAUGUAAACAAUCAUUUCUCUGAGCAGCUUAAUCUUUUGUUUGUUUGUUUGUUUGUUUUUGCAUCCUCCUCCUCCUCUGUCAUUGUUCACCCAAUCCAUUUAUCUGAAGAGGGUGCACAAGCUUUACUGGUCAGCUCAGGCAUGUCAAAAAACAUCGAAAUAAAAUCUGUCUUAUUUAAUUGGAAAGAAAACAGUCUGGGUUCUGAUAUUUACCUUAGAAGUUCUUAAUUUAUUUUAUUAUUUUUUUUCUGGUGUUUGCCUUUUUUUUGUCUAAAAAUUUAAAACAAUAAACAAAACAAAGAAAUAAAAAAUAAAAAAACCCAUAGAUAUAGCAUUUUUCGUAUAUAAAAAAAGACUUAAGCCAACAUUCUCGAACCAUUUUUACAUCGAGGAGGACUUUCAGCUUUAAGAAACUGAAGUUAAACUGAUUCUUGUAAAUAGAGUUAUGAGUCCACUGAGGACAGAAAUGUUGAAAACAUGAACUCCUCCUGAUUACAUCAUGCAACUCAAUGAGUCAUACUGAUGACGCGGCACUUUGGCUGUUUGUAAUCAAUCACCGCUCCUGUCAGAGACGCAUCCAAAUCAUAAUGUGUUGUAACAACCUCUCAUUAUGUUUAUGAUGACACCCAUCAUGAUGAUGAUGAUGAUAUCAAUGAUACUUUUUUGCAAUAUACUCACCUGCCUCGAUGUACUGUAUUUAGCAGCAUGCAGUUUGUGGAACAAAGAAAAAGAGAAAUGCCAACAGAUAGCUUUUUGGCAUACUUAGCCAUUCAUGGGUAAGUGAAUUAAGUGUUCAUCUUGUUUUUAUGAUAUUUUUUUUAACUAUACAAUAAUUGUAAAUAAAGAACUCAAUGUCUUUGUUCAUUUAAUACUAUGCAAAAAGUCAUGCUUUUCCGGUUGUUAAUCCCCUCAGUUGUAGAGUGUGUUGCUGGAAUGUUUGUGGUUUCAAAACUCAGUAAAAAUAAUGUGAUGUAAAUUAUUUUUUAGCCUGACGAAAAGUAAAAAUGAUGCCGUAUACAACAGAAUACGGUGAAAAGGAUUUUAUAGUGGUGAUGACUAUGAUGAUGGACUGUGACUCCUGCUGCUUGACUGACCCAUUUAUCACUCUACUUACAGGAGCACUAUUGCAAACAUAACCAUCAUAUUACUAACGGUAAUAAAAAGAAAAAGAAAUCUCAUUUAAUAAAUUUCCCAGAGCAGCAUGA
Molecule: messenger RNA, 8020 nt
Organism: Poeciliopsis prolifica (blackstripe livebearer)
Lineage: Eukaryota; Metazoa; Chordata; Actinopteri; Cyprinodontiformes; Poeciliidae
Gene: atp2b2
Product: ATPase plasma membrane Ca2+ transporting 2
Exons: 22
Coding region: 869-4642 (1257 amino acids)
Biological process (GO): regulation of cytosolic calcium ion concentration; calcium ion transmembrane transport
Cellular component (GO): postsynaptic density membrane; intracellular membrane-bounded organelle
Molecular function (GO): PDZ domain binding; P-type calcium transporter activity; ATP binding
Source: RefSeq, a predicted model, not a curated record